UUGGUCAACAGAAUGAAAAAGUAGAGAGUGAUCUGCAAAUAGAAAUAAAUAAGACGCUCUCUUUCUCUAUUUUUUCUCUUUUUCUUUACCCCACAAUCAACGGUUCAAACUCAACGUCUCUCUCUCACUACACCAUACUGUUAUAUUCGUCUAUAACAAUUCUAAGUUUUCUAAGUUCUGUUGCACUUUUCCGAGACUCUGUUUCCUUAUUCUUCUCACAUCAACCAAAACAAACCUCAACGACGACAAGCCUUCUUCCAUUUUUAGCCACACCCCUCUCAACCAAAAGACACGUUCCUAGGUACCAGGAAACAAACAUUAUCAGCCAACGUUAUUUUUUGUUUUUUUUAUUUCUCUACUUUCGUUACGAAAGAGCUCUAACUAUAGGCAAAGAAAACGGGAAUGAGGUUAAGAUGAUUUGGAGCAUUAAUAAGCCAUAAAAGCCUCCCUAUUUUCCGUUCCACAACUCGUUUCUCCUUCGUAUUCUCCCUCCUUCACUCCCUCCUCUGUUUCACUCUCCCCUGUUUUCUUUUAUUUUCUGUCUUUUUCUGUGUUUCGGCAAAACGAGAAGAGACUUGUAAGGUUGCAAUGUCUCCAAUAUCUCCACCCGUUUCCCUCAAAUGGGUUACCUUGUUUCAACGUUCACACGCUCCUUCGUAAAGGUUUCCACAAACCAAGACAAAACAACAACGGACACAUGGCAUCUUCCGAGGUUGAGAUUGCUUCUUCCUCGCCCUUCGGUUCCGUUCUUAGAGACCGCAACCACCGCGAAGAAUGCAGGGAAAGCAACGCCAAGGGCACGCAUAAUCAUCAUGCCAAGUUACAAAGAAACAAAAAGAACUUUGUCACGGACAUUAACACGUGCCGGGGGGUGUCUUCUGAUUCCGCAACAAACGAAAACAACAGCGGCGGCAGCACGAACAAAGGCGUUAACCAGCGUAAGGCUCCCAAAAACAGUCGCUUGGAGAAACUUCGUUUCACACGAGCCAACUCCUUCAAUGACAACGGCAGCAGCAACAACAACAACAAAAAGGAGACCUCUUUGUCCAUGUUGAUCAGCCCCAGACACUCACAGCUUCUCGAUCGAUGGGCAGCGAGACAGGCUCGGGAGAUGGUGUCGAAUUUGGAAAAUGGGGCUGAACUGUUGUCAAUGGAUGACGUUGACAUUUUCCCAAGGACACCCAGUUCGACAUCUGAGGAAGAAUCGUGCUCCUUGGAGAUCCCUAAUAUGGCUGCCUCUUCUCUUGUUCAGAUAUGGGAGAAGAGACUGAAACAAUCGGGUGUCUCCAAAACGAACACAUCGUCUGAGAAGAUUGGUUCGUCCUCUUCUCCCACGAAUGAGAAUGCUAAUGCUUCAUUCCCCGAGGAAGAAUGCUUUGAUGGACCCUCAGGGAAUGAAGAAAGUUCCUUUCAGUCCUCAAUUCCUGAGUGGGAAUCGAGUGACCAUUCCAUUUCGCCACAAGCCAGGUCUGAGAGUGGUGUCAGUGUUGCUAGCAUCAUAAAGAAACUCACUUCUACCAGCCAGAAUCAGAGUCCAACAGCUUCCUUUGUUGAUGAGAAUGACCAAGAAGGGUAUUUUAGUAGUAGUGUGACAGGUUCUCCUUGUAGAGAGCGUGAAUGUGGUCAACAACAACCACCUUCGGAGCAUAAAUUGGUGUGUCCCCUGCGAAUUAGAGGGCGUCAGGCAUUCAAUGAUUUGCUUAUGCAGAUGGAGAAUGACAGGCUCAGGGAGCUCAACAACUUGUCAGAGCGUGGAACCGUGUCUAAGUUCGCACAAAGAGGUCGCAUUCAGGCAUUGCUUCGGAUUAAAUUAUUGCAACGUGAUCUGGUGGCUAAUGAUCGCUCCCGGCAGAAUUCAACAUCAUGUGAAGUAAACAACAGACAUUCACAAGGGUCUGCAAUUAUGCAAUUAAG
This is a messenger RNA of Vigna umbellata (rice bean), 1914 nucleotides long. NCBI's taxonomy places the organism in Eukaryota, Viridiplantae, Streptophyta, Magnoliopsida, Fabales, Fabaceae. The record is from RefSeq and is a predicted model, not a curated record.